CAUGUAAAUGAGUAUAUGCCGAUGAAUAAUGUAGUCUUUCGUGAUCCAGUUAUCCCUUCUUUUUUUAGUGUCGCUGUUGACAUGGCAUUUCAAGGUCACAGUUCAAGACAGGGUUAUCAGUUUGAGCCGACCUAUCGCCCAGGAGAGCCUAGGAGGAAAUGGCGUAUGAGCAGCAGCAAUGACAGUGAAGAGCCAACAGUACAGCCUGAAGGCUAUAGUCUAGAGGAUAUGCAGUGGUGCUUGUGUGGCCACUGCACAAUUAUGACCACAGAACGUGAAUGUCACUGUUGUGCGUCAUCACCACGCGCGAUCGAAAAAUGGAGACAACUAAACUCGGGAUCAGAAAGUAACACAUGCAUCACCUUCCACCCCCAAUUUGAGACGGCUUGCUUAUUACCACACGUUCUAGAGCUACUAUAUAGGUAUCACUGUAUGCUUAGAGGAAGAUACCGACAUGCACAGUGGACAAACAGGUUGUACCGCCUGUUUGCUUACAGAGCGUAUGUCUUGUGGGUGCACAACAAUCGCAAACUUGGAUUCGGAAAUCGCAUGAUACUUCCCGCGUGUGUUGUAGCACGAAUAAGAGCUGAAUUUCCAGCUGAAGAAGAUGACUGUUACACUGGGUUUCAACCAUUUGAAGGACUAUGGAUUUUCUCUGAGCAUUGAUGUGGACUUCUGUUCAUCUAAGUUUGUUUAUCCUGCUGUAAUGAUUAUAAGAAAAGGAAUGCUGCUAUACAUUAAUGUAACACUCCUGAAUGUGCACUGUAAUGGAGAGCAAUAAAGUGUUUGAAGAUUAAGAUGUGUCUGUAAUCAUUGCUGAGCCAAUAAUGUCUUCAUAAAACAAUUAGAUUUUCAUUUCUGAUCAACUCAUGUAGACCACUGUAGCGUCUUGCCAGUAAUGCAGAAAGUUGG
Molecule: messenger RNA, 912 nt
Organism: Protopterus annectens (West African lungfish)
Lineage: Eukaryota; Metazoa; Chordata; Ceratodontiformes; Protopteridae
Product: P2X purinoceptor 7-like
Exons: 2
Coding region: 16-666 (216 amino acids)
Source: RefSeq, a predicted model, not a curated record